Branchiostoma floridae (Florida lancelet) is the source of this 2814-nucleotide messenger RNA. RefSeq lists its product as uncharacterized. Bases 169 to 1731 code for a protein of 520 amino acids. The transcript has 14 exons. The record is from RefSeq and is a predicted model, not a curated record. NCBI's taxonomy places the organism in Eukaryota, Metazoa, Chordata, Leptocardii, Amphioxiformes, Branchiostomatidae.
CGAGCACCGCGACCUCGCCUGUCAGAUUUCCAAGAACUGCUGGAGGCGGCGCACGCAUCUUGAAAAGCUCCAGGAUUUCUUUGAAUUUUACCCAAUUUGCCAAUUGUUUGAGUUUGCUUUUUUACCACACCCCUUCCUUGAGCAUCCAGGGACACAGGGUAUUCAGCCAUGACUAGGGUCUGGGGAAAGUACAACACCAUGGAUGUGGUGGACCCGAAUGAAGAGUUUGUGUGUCCGUACGACCCCGUGCAUGUCAUCCGAGCCUCCCGCAUGCCUUACCAUCUCAUGAAGUGUCGCAGGAACUAUGCCCACAACGACAUGCGCACCUGUCCGUUCAACGCCCGCCACGUUGUCCCGAUCGGAGAACAUCGCCACCACAUAGCGAACUGUCCCGACAGGAAGGUCCUGGAUGUUCACACAAGCCAAGAAACUGAGGACCAGGAUGGAGGGUACUUCAAGGGGUGCACUGCUGUCCCAGCCUACAACUCCUGGGAGGCCCCUCCUCCAGAGGAGAACUGGGAACAGGAGGCAGAACAUCACAAUGCAGCGGCAGCAGCAGCAGCCCAGUCCCACCAGGAGCAGGAAGCAGAACAGGAACUCACUGCCAAGGACCUCGCCUUGAUGACUCCUGCACAGAAGAAAAACUACAAGAGGAAACUGAGGAGGGAGCAGGAGAAGAAGGCAGCGGAGAGUGCAGCACAGGCGAGCGGAUCCAACUCCACCAGACUGAGGAUCCCCCAGAACUUUGGUGCUGCGGCCUGCCUUCCUCCGCAGCAACCUGCAGUCCAGCAUGGCAUCCAGCCGGCUCAGCCAAAUAACUUGACGUAUUCCCUGAGCAUGGGUGGGGUCGGCCGGGGCCUCCUGAUGAGUCAGAGGUCAGCGGGGCCUCCUCCAAUCAAAAGGCCAGGACCAAGGAUUGCUGCCAACAUCUUCGGGAACUCAUCGGCUGCUGCGCCUCCCCAACAGCAGCCGAUGAGUAACGGCCACAACAGCACACCAGGCCAGAACCAGAUCCUAACCAAUGGCCAGGCUGGCGCAGCAGCCCAAAGCCAGACUCCCCAGAGCCUUACCAACGGGCAUGGUGCCCCACCUGCACAGCCAGCAGCUCCACACACCCAGAUGCCACAGUACCAAGCAGUUACGAAUGGCCACAGCACCAAUACAGCGAUGGGACAGAUGGCACCCACCCAUGCAGUAGCUAACGGUUACGGUCACAGCACCGGGGUGUCUCCGGCUGCCAUGGCCCCCCUGAAGACCCAGCCCCUGUCCGAUGCGGAGCUGUUGAUGUGCCUGGGGCGCGGACGGGGCCUGUCGGGGUACAGGCAGAUGAUCCAGCCAGCCGUGGGGCACCCUGCGGCCAGGAGCGGCUCCAAUGGGAGCGUACCUGAGCUGGAAGGCACAACAAAUGGCCACAGCAGCCCCCAUGCUGCAGGAGGGCCUGCCAUGAGCGACUCCGCCCCCCUCCCCCCUCCCCGCUUUGACUCCCCCUCUUCUUCUGCCUCCGACUCACAGACUGACCUGUCCGACGAGAAGGUAGGUGAUUCUAAGAAGAAGAGGCUUUACAAGCUCCAGAAGAAACUAGCCCAGAUCGCCUCCCUGGAGGCUAACGCAGGCCAGGGGAGGCAGCUCAGCGACAAGGAGAAGGCGAAGGUUCAAACAAAGGCAGCUCUGCAGGCGGAGCUGAUGGAGCUGGAGUGGCAGCUGCAGGACCUGGGGCUGGGGGAGAACUGAAGCUUUGAGGGAAGGAAGACGUGCCAAAGAGCCAAGAGUCUUGUGACUUGCAUAAGAAGCAAGAUUGUUGCUGAAAGCAGCAAGACUCCUGGUGACUAAACUCGUACUUAAGGAGGUUACGUUUGUUUGCAUGUUACUUUCACCUUAGUACAAGUCUAGGGUAAUGUGGAAAGGGAGGUUGAAGAAGCCUCGAAAAAAGAAACGAGUUAUUUGUUGCUGAAGUUCUUGUUUUUAACCCUAUUCGUUAUGUCAUCAAUGCACACCAAUGACUUUCUAUCGAAGACAUACAUUUUUUUCCAAGAAAAUUAACAAGAAAAAGAGAGCAUCUUUAAAGCAGCCAUGCAAAAGUUGCAUUUAUGUACUUUUUAUUUCUUCAUGCAUUUUUUUUGCUCUUUUUUGGUAUGAUCGACCACAAUAUAUUUUUUGUUAUUAUUAAUCACAGUAUCUGCAUUAUGAGAAACGGAAAGGAACUUGGUGUAGCUUUUUAUAUCUUGUAGUACUUUGUGCUAUGUAUGUAUAUGCAUACUCAAACUAACACAUACUCACACUACAUAGGAUGUGUGUCAUCCAUCAAAAGCAUUCCAAAUCACUGACUUCAAAGUUAAUUUUGUGCUUGUGGCAAAGUGAAGACUUUCUCGUUAAAUUCAAAAAACGUGUGGUUGAGAUGAGAUCAUUCCAGUUUUUUGUUUGUUUGGGUAUCUGUGAAUGUUGGUCGUACUCCUUUUCCCUUUGAUGAAAGUGAACAAAGCCAAGACAAGUACAGACACAUCAAAGAUUUACACAUUUGUAUUUUCAAAAACGCUGACACCACGAUAUAACGAAGAACAUCAAAAGAUUGUUGCCAUUUAGGGAAUAUUUCCAUUCUCAAACAUAACUACAUGUGCAUACCCCAUGUGAUAAGGAACACAGUUCCGUUAGGCAGUACACUAUGUUGGGUAUUUGAGUAAUUCUGCAUCAGGGUUGUAGUCAAACAUAUUCUCAUGUGGAUAACAGGUUCGUUUUUGUAACUCAGGUAACAGGUGUUGCAAUGUUUAUCUCUUCUUGUUUUGCAUCUUUUGUAAAUAAACAUGGGAAAACCCUUUC